GCUCAGGAGUGUUUUGCUUUGUGGGAGGUUUUUGAGACCGCUGAGGGUCGUUGGCGUCUGUCGAACGGCUUGUGGAAGUCUUGCUGCUUUGGGUAGGGGGUUAAAUUCGUUCUCGAGAGGAACGUCUCAGUCCGAAGAGAAAAUGAGUUUAGCUCUGAGAAAUGACCUUGUAGUAGACAAAACAAAGAGGAAAAAAAGAAGAGAACUCUCUGAAGAACAGAAACAAGAAAUUAAAGAUGCUUUUGAACUAUUUGACACAGACAAAGAUGAAGCAAUAGAUUAUCAUGAAUUAAAGGUGGCAAUGAGAGCCUUGGGGUUUGACGUAAAAAAAGCUGAUGUACUGAAGAUUCUUAAAGAUUAUGACAGAGAAGCCACUGGGAAAAUAACCUUUGAGGAUUUCAAUGAAGUUGUGACAGACUGGAUAUUGGAAAGAGAUCCACAUGAAGAAAUAUUAAAGGCAUUUAAACUAUUUGAUGAUGAUGAUUCUGGUAAAAUAAGCUUGAGGAAUUUGCGACGUGUUGCCAGAGAAUUGGGUGAAAACAUGAGUGAUGAAGAACUUCGGGCUAUGAUAGAAGAAUUUGAUAAAGAUGGUGAUGGAGAAAUAAAUCAAGAGGAAUUCAUUGCUAUUAUGACUGGUGACAUUUAAAGAAUUACAAGGAUAAACACUAAGAAUGUUGCAGUUGUCAUCUUAUAUUCUAUUUUUGUGCCUGGAGCUGUGUUAAAAAAAAAUCUUAGUUUGUUUUUCCGAAAGGACCAAAAAUAAGCAUCUUAUGUAUUCAUAUUUUACUACUGUUAAGUUUCUUAUAUGAAUAGUAUUGUUAGUACUCUAAUAGUUUAGCUUUGUAUUUUAUAGUAUAGCUUUUAUAUAUAAAGUUAAAACAUUGAAUCAUGUGGUACACAUUUUUUGAAGGUUUUUUAUUUAGCGUUCAUAGUCACUUUUGUUUUGGUGCAUAUGUUUUUCAGACUUUCUUUAAUAAAAUGUUUAUUUUUUAGUGUAUUAAAA
Messenger RNA from Capra hircus (goat), 1003 nucleotides. It is a transcript of the gene CETN3, whose product is annotated as centrin 3. Gene Ontology annotation, biological process: spindle pole body duplication. The transcript has 5 exons. NCBI's taxonomy places the organism in Eukaryota, Metazoa, Chordata, Mammalia, Artiodactyla, Bovidae. Gene Ontology annotation, cellular component: microtubule organizing center. The record is from RefSeq and is a predicted model, not a curated record. The coding region runs from base 143 to 646 and encodes 167 amino acids. Gene Ontology annotation, molecular function: calcium ion binding; microtubule binding.